AUGCGGCGCAUCAAUCUCCGGCGCGCCGCCGUGGUUCUCGGUCUCUUCUCUCCGAUAUCAGCUAUACUCGUCGCGCCCGAUUCCGACUGCGCCAUCAGCUGUGGAAACGUCCUCGACGCGACUACGCCGCCCGAUAUCGCAUGUGGAGAUAAUAAAUUCGGCAGCGGGGUGGGCCAGACCUUCAAGGCAUGCGUGGAGUGCGAGCUAAAGAGCACUUAUGUCGAUCCGACGGGCCUAUCCGAUUUGACUGCUGCGAUCUAUAACCUGCGCUAUGCGGCCGACUAUUGCAUCUUCAACGACUCGAAGAUCGCGACCACGCCAUGCAUCACCACCUCCGCCUGCGAACCUUUCCUCGACUCCCUAACUUACCAUAACAACAUCGCUCCAUCCGGCGCAACCGACUACGGUUACUGCAAUCAAUGGGAUGACUCAGACAUAUUGAGAUGCCAGAACUGUGUCGCAGCUCUGGAAGAAGAGGAAUACCUCGUUAACUUCAUGACCAUCCUCAGCGCAAGCUGCCAGCAGAAACCUGGAAAGGGAGCCCUCAUCGGCGUAGAAGGCGACCCCUUCUCUGGCUCGCGCGUGUCAAUCACCAAGCCCUACUCCUCCGCCGACAUAAUUGCAUCCUCGUUCAACCCGCCCUCCGGCCCCCUCGAUCUAGGCGCCAAAAUCGGCAUAGCCGUCGGCGGCUUCCUCCUCAUCCUCAUCGUCCUCGGGACCUGCAUAGUCUGGCGCGGCCGCCGACGCCGUCGCGCCAUACUCGCCAACUACGCUGGAUCUCCCGCCAUGGCACAGGCGCCGCGCUGGAAGGGCACGGACGACAGCCCUCAGAGCAUGAGCAGCGGCGCCUUCAUGACCAAGGCGUCAAAUUACCAGUGGCCCGCACAGUCCACUGAUGACAGCCCUGCAAGCGCGGUCAGUAAAGGAACCGGAGGAGCAGGAGGGGCCGGUUUUAGUCCGUACGUGAGCCAGCAUACGAGCCCGAGUGGCCCAGCCCCCGGAGAGUUCCCUCACGUCCCCAUACCAGCUCCAUAUAGGAGAGAGAGCAUUGGAAGUUUGCGCCCGCAAGGAGAGUUAAUCGAGAUGAGUCCACUUGGGGAGAGUGAAAGGGAGAGGUGGGAGAGAGAAGCAGGGGCUGUAGGAUUUGUGCCUGCCCCUGCGCCGACUAGAGGAUGAUGGAGCAAGGGCGGUGAGAUUCGUGCCUGGCCCUGAGCCAACUAGAGGAUAAUGGAACGAAGGGGGUGGCAAUGUUUGUGACUGCCGGAAUCAGGGACGGGCGGUGGCAUGGAUAGGGUCUCGGCGUAAAUGUUUGCUGUCAGCUCCGCCCUUGGUAGAUAGCCGAUGUGACUGUGGCGAGCCUCGCGCUAUCGAUGCCACACUAAAUAUUAAACCACUACCACUCCCUUGCUUCCCCGCCGUCCAAUCCCAUCUGCAUUCCAUGUCUCGCGCCAGCGCCCCCUCGCAGCCGCGCACGCUUAUCAAUGCCGCGCUGCACUCGGGCUUACGUCUUAUCACAGGCGCCGCCCCCGCGCGAGUCACUCUACACGAUGCACGCCCCGAUGGGGUAGGUGGCUGCGUGCGCAAGUCUUGCCUCAUCUGUCUUAAGUAGACUCGUAAGAGGGGUCACGCUGGCCGGGUAGCUAACGGCUGAGACCGCCACCAACAUGUUGGUUUUCUCGGGGUGGGGCACAAGAAGGGCAAUGAGG
Messenger RNA from Pseudogymnoascus verrucosus, 1706 nucleotides. RefSeq lists its product as uncharacterized. The transcript has 3 exons. Bases 1 to 1176 code for a protein of 391 amino acids. The record is from RefSeq and is a predicted model, not a curated record. Lineage: Eukaryota; Fungi; Ascomycota; Leotiomycetes; Thelebolales; Thelebolaceae.